UGUGACUGACCUUGGCGUGACGGGGUCACGGGAAUGUAAGGCGCUUUUUGGGCACUGAUAAACCUUUAACUUUAAGAUUCGAGAACGGUUCGUUUCGGCCGCAAAGGAUGUCUUCUCAACCUGAUGGCCGCCCGGAAAAGCGACGAACGUUCCGAUUUCCAGAUAUAAGCUACACCCAGGAAAUCGAACAACCACAAACACCAUCCUCAUCCUCAUCCUGUUAUUCGUCCUAUCAAGUCUCAAAUCCUUCGACUCUUAAACGAAUGAAAUUAUUGCAAAGCCAGUACAUGCAUUUUCAUGUUGAGAAUGAUGAGUAUGUUUGCGAGCCACCGCCAUCUCCGGAGUCUUUGGCUCGGACCCAGACGAUCAUCGAACUUGUGGAAGAUGCGGUGCAGACGUGCCCAGACCGAAUUCAUCAGUACCUGGCUUUGUCCUCCACGAAACUGCAUUCGGUCUAUCCCGGGAAGACAAACGAUUGGGGUGUUAUCGAAAGGCUUCCGCCUCAGAACGCCGACAACAUCCUCCCAUUAGCCGAGACAGAAGAGCAGUGGGAUCGCUGGGUCCAAGGCAUUGAAAAACCACCAGCAGUUCCGAAAUGCCUUCCAUUUCCAAGAAGGACGUGUACCACGUCAAACCCCCCUCGCCCAAAACGUGCGACGGAGGCACAACACGAUUCGGAACGACCAGCGGGAUGGAGCCAAACACAACCAGAAACACAAGACUUUGGGUCACUGUCAUUUGGGGAAUCGUUCGUGCAAACUUCAACACCAAAGAAUCACCCGCUCACCUACAAUCCCAACCCUAGAGUUGCCGAUACCCAGACUGAAGAACGAACACCAACAUUAAAGCGACGUUCUUCUCCUUCGCAGACGCCGCUUGCGAAGCUACCCACAUUGAUGAGCUCAUGGAAGCUGCGGGCCGAGAAGAAGCGACGCAGAGCACUCGCCCGGUCGUCUCAGCUCUCAUUCGAGUAUCCGACACAGUCCGAUCAACUGCCAAAGACUCCAGAUCCAGAAUUCUGCCCGGCUUCUUCCCUGUCUACACCUCCACGGUCUCAAUCUCCACUAUCUCCGGACCCCCCUCGGGCUGUACAAGAUGGUGACAGACCUACUUCAACCAAAAAGAAGUUUAGCUCCUUUCAGCCCUCUCAGUAUGAGCCCCAAUUCGACAUUGAGAACAACGUAGACGAAGUGUUGCAGUUUAUAGACGAUGAU
Cantharellus anzutake is the source of this 1214-nucleotide messenger RNA. RefSeq lists its product as uncharacterized. NCBI's taxonomy places the organism in Eukaryota, Fungi, Basidiomycota, Agaricomycetes, Cantharellales, Hydnaceae. The transcript has 5 exons. The record is from RefSeq and is a predicted model, not a curated record. The annotation marks the transcript as partial.